CUCACCGGCUCUGCUUUCCCCACCUCCCGCCACUCUCAGUCCUCGCCGUACCGGAGCCCCGGGUGCUACCGAACUCCCUGCUCGGUACCGGCGGCUGAGACCCCCCGUCAGCGGUGACCAUGGACCCCAAGGACCGCAAGAAGAUCCAGUUCUCGGUGCCGGCCCCCCCCAGCCAGCUGGACCCCCGCGCCGUGGAGAUGAUCCGGCGGCGGAGGCCCACACCGGCCAUGCUCUUCCAGCUCUCCGAGCACUCAUCCCCAGAGGACGAGUCCCUGCCCUACCAGCGCGAGAGCUGCCUGCUGAAACCAAAGAGGACCAACCCGUGUGCCUACACCCCACCCUCGCUCAAAGCGGUGCAGCGCAUCGUCCAGUCCCACCUGGAGGGUGGCCUGGCCGGGGGGGACAGCUCCGAUGGGGAGGCCGAUGAUGGGGAGCAUGAGCUGGCCCGUGCCUGCGACCCCGACAGUGCCCUGGAGCCUGCGCCCGGGAGCCAGGCCCGAGCGGAGCGGAGCUACUUCAGCGGCCCCAAGGCUCACAAGCGGAAAGGCGGGCAGAAGGUGUCGUUCGCCGGCGGCAUCGAGGAGCGCGGCCAGGACCUGAAGUCGCUGACGGUGUCCGAGAUCCCGGAGGAUCCCGAAGGACUGGAGGAAGAGGAAGAGGAGGACGGCGGCACCGGGGAGCGGCGACACGUCGGCUUCGCCGAGGUUCCAUCUCGCCCCAUCGGCACCGAGCGCCAUUCGCCCACCUACCCCCUGGGUACCAGUUAACCGGCACCGGGACCCAGCACCCCCCCGGCUGCAGCAGCUUCGCCGGUGCCCCCCCCUUGCCCCAUUGCCCCCCAUCGCCCCACUGCUGCCCUGCCUGCGCUUCGUGUGCUGCCCCACACAUGGCCACGGCCACCACGCUUCGCACUGGGGGGUCCCACGCGAGGGGCAGGGACCCCGCCGGGGGGCUGGUGGGGGGACCCCCCUGCCCCACAUCGAGCCGAGCCCCCUGCCCGCAAUAAACGGCUGUACAGAGA
Pezoporus occidentalis (night parrot) is the source of this 1021-nucleotide messenger RNA. It is a transcript of the gene PPP1R1B, whose product is annotated as protein phosphatase 1 regulatory inhibitor subunit 1B. The record is from RefSeq and is a predicted model, not a curated record. Bases 120 to 767 code for a protein of 215 amino acids. The transcript has 8 exons. Gene Ontology annotation, cellular component: cytoplasm. Gene Ontology annotation, biological process: intracellular signal transduction. Lineage: Eukaryota; Metazoa; Chordata; Aves; Psittaciformes; Psittacidae. Gene Ontology annotation, molecular function: protein phosphatase inhibitor activity.